This is a messenger RNA of Dioscorea cayenensis subsp. rotundata (Guinea yam), 1627 nucleotides long. RefSeq names its product zinc finger protein CONSTANS-LIKE 16-like. The coding region runs from base 19 to 1239 and encodes 406 amino acids. Gene Ontology annotation, biological process: regulation of DNA-templated transcription. NCBI's taxonomy places the organism in Eukaryota, Viridiplantae, Streptophyta, Magnoliopsida, Dioscoreales, Dioscoreaceae. Gene Ontology annotation, cellular component: nucleus. The record is from RefSeq and is a predicted model, not a curated record. Gene Ontology annotation, molecular function: protein binding; zinc ion binding. The transcript has 2 exons.
GUUUGUUAAUAUGCGCGAAUGAGUUCGCCCGAGAUGCAGCAACAGCAGCGCACGGCCGGCGCACUCGGCAGCAAGACAGCGCGCGCGUGCGACGGAUGUAUGCGGCGCAGAGCGCGCUGGUACUGCGCGGCAGACGACGCGUUCCUUUGUCAAGCUUGUGACUCCUCCGUGCACUCCGCCAACCCACUCGCCCGGCGCCACCAGCGAGUCCGGCUCAAGACCUCGGCCCCGUCCGUUCUCAAGCUCGACGAUGGCCCUUCCUGGCACCAGGCCAUCACGCGCAAGGCUCGGACACCACGGCCGAAGCCUGGAGUCAUAACCAGCGUCAAGUCGGAGCCUGUUGUACCUGACCUUGAAGCUGUGUCGGCCGAUGAGAACAACGUUGGUGAAGAGGACCAGUUGGUUUACCACCGCGUGCCGGAGUUUGACCCUUUGCUUGCUGAGUUUCGCUCGCCGGAUCCGGUAAUUGGUGGGUUGGAUGAUGUGCAUGGUUUUGGUUCAAAGACGGAGGAAAGAGAGUUGCCGGAAAGUGGAAGCUUGGCCGGGUUUCUUCCGGCGGAUGAUGACGUGGAUUUGGCUGAGUUUGCUGCUGAUAUGGAAACGUUGCUGGGAAGAGGACUUGAAGAGGAUGCGUUUUGCAUGGAGAGUUUGGGAAUUGGUUUUUCCGGCGAGGAAGACAAGACGAUGACGAUGAUGAUGAAGAUGGAGAUGAAAGAGGAGAUGAAUGAAGAAGAAGAUGAUGAUGAAAGAAUGGAUCUUGAUGGAAGAGAGAUGGUGUUGGAGUUGAAUUUUGAUUCCGGAUCGACGGCGCCGGAAGAGGUGGAGGUGGAGGUGGAGGAGAAGAUCGUCGAUGAUAAAAGAAUGAAAUUGAGGUUGAAUUAUGAAGCUGUUAUCGACGCUUGGUCUUCGUCUUGCCAGGGUUCGUCGCCGUGGACCGAUGGUGAUCGGCCUAAGCUCAACCCUGACGAGUGCUUACCUGAGUUCAAGGGAGGGAUGUGGCCGGUGAGCGGACAAGUGACCGGACCGAUAAGCGGAGGAGGAGGAGGAGGUGAUGGAGGGAGGGAGGCAAGAGUAACAAGAUAUAGGGAGAAGAGGAGGACAAGAUUGUUCGCGAAGAAAAUACGGUAUGAAGUUCGAAAGCUCAAUGCAGAGAAGAGGCCGAGGAUGAAGGGUCGGUUCGUUAAGAGAUCAUCGUUUCCUGUCGUCGGAGCAGGUGUAGGACCGAGCUUCGGCUUUUGAUGGAUUUGGAUAAUAGUAAUGAUAAUGACGAUAAAUCGGAUUAAAUGGAUCAAGCUAGCUUCACCAUUGAUAUGUAAAGCUCUAGUGCUAGUAUUUGAUCCUUGUUUUAGUUAAUAAUUAGCUUUGUUUGAUAAAUGUAAUCAUGUAGCUUGAGUCUUGGUUUUUGUUGGUGGAUUUCCAUCCCUUUUUGGUCUUGAAGAUGAAGAUCAGUGAAGAUGAGAGGAUUGGUUUAGAUUCAUCCUGCUCCUUUGUUUGAUAGAUGGAGAUCCACCAGUUGGCAAUAACAUAGCUAGUUAGUUGUAGAUAUAUAUAUAUAUAUAUAUAAUGUAUAUGUUAUGAUGUGUAUAGAAAUUCUGAUUAAUUAUUUAUAAACUUUUUAUUGUGUCUA